Messenger RNA from Priapulus caudatus, 704 nucleotides. RefSeq lists its product as uncharacterized. Lineage: Eukaryota; Metazoa; Priapulida; Priapulimorpha; Priapulimorphida; Priapulidae. The record is from RefSeq and is a predicted model, not a curated record.
GGACGGUUGGUAAUUUACCCUAGCAGCGGUAAUUUCUGGUGAGAUAAUUUAUUCUGGCCAAUAAAGCCAUAAAUACUGUGACGAUUUUCUGCGUACCUGGGACUUUUGUCCAAUUCUGACUACCAUUGGCGCCCUGGGUAUUACGUACUGCUGUGUAUUGCGUACUGAGUAUAUAUAAAAGGGCGCCUGAGCGUUAGCAUUCAGUAUCGGAGCUGCUCUCAAGGUUGGACUUAGGAAAGAAACGAGGGCGAAUAUCACUGACUACAAACCACGCAUUAACGCUUGAAUCCGACUCGUUUAUAUAGCAGCGGAGAUUUGCACGAAAAUGACUAGGUUACUUCUGAUCGUGGUCCUUCUCUCGGCCAUCUGUGUCGAGUUGUAUUCGGCGGGCACCGUACGAAGAAUCAGCGACGUACGAGCCUUACACGCACGCCAGCGACGACAGGCGUCGAAAAUCCACAAUCUGCCACAGGACUUUCUCGACAAGUUAUCGGAUGCUGGAACAAACGCUCUGAAGAGCAAGUACUUGGAGGCGGCAAAACUCGUGAAGGCACAGAAGACCGCUGUCGAAGCAGAAGAGCCCAAAUGUAAAGCCGACGCCGAGAAAGCAAAGGCAGCAUUAAAAGAGAUGCAUGAUGAAUUCAUCCAGACUCAGUGUGCGCCGUGCAUACAGGAAAAGUGUUCUGCAUUCACUAAGCAAUGUG